Myotis davidii is the source of this 2596-nucleotide messenger RNA. It is a transcript of the gene EIF2S2, whose product is annotated as eukaryotic translation initiation factor 2 subunit beta. Gene Ontology annotation, molecular function: mRNA binding; translation initiation factor binding; translation initiation factor activity. The transcript is spliced from 9 exons. The record is from RefSeq and is a predicted model, not a curated record. NCBI's taxonomy places the organism in Eukaryota, Metazoa, Chordata, Mammalia, Chiroptera, Vespertilionidae. Gene Ontology annotation, cellular component: eukaryotic translation initiation factor 2 complex. The coding region runs from base 240 to 1241 and encodes 333 amino acids. Gene Ontology annotation, biological process: formation of translation preinitiation complex; formation of cytoplasmic translation initiation complex; translational initiation.
CGCGUAUCUCGCGCCAGACAGCGCGUUAGGACAGCUCCUCCGCGCGCCUGCGCCGUGACGGGCUCUGCGCAGGCGCAUUUUCAACGCUUGGGAGUCGAGGGCGGGGUAUCGUCCCUUUCGCUGAUGCAAGAGCUUAGUGCGGUUGUGGGAGAGGUGUUGGUGAGAUCUCUACCGCGGCUGAGGCCUGGGGCUAACCUGUCCGACUUCUCGUCCGUGCGGAUCCUACUCGAGCCGCAGCCAUGUCCGGAGACGAGAUGAUUUUUGAUCCUACUAUGAGCAAGAAGAAAAAGAAGAAGAAGAAGCCUUUUAUGUUAGAUGAGGAAGGGGAUGCCCAGACCGAAGAAACUCAACCCUCAGAAACAAAAGAAGUGGAGCCAGAGCCCACUGAGGACAAAGAUGUAGAGGCUGAUGAGGAGGACAAUAGGAAAAAAGAUGCCUCUGACGAUCUAGAUGACUUGAACUUCUUUAAUCAAAAGAAAAAGAAGAAAAAAACAAAAAAGAUAUUUGAUAUUGAUGAGGCGGAAGAAGGUGUAAAGGAUCUUAAGAUUGAAAGUGAUGUUCAAGAACCAGCUGAACCAGAGGAUGACCUUGACAUUAUGCUUGGCAAUAAAAAGAAGAAAAAGAAAAAUGUCAAAUUCCCAGAUGAGGAUGAAAUUCUAGAGAAAGACGAAGCUUUAGAAGAUGAAGACAGCAAAAAAGAUGAUGGUAUCUCAUUCAGUAACCAGACAGGCCCUGCUUGGGCAGGCUCAGAAAGAGACUACACGUAUGAGGAGCUACUGAAUCGAGUGUUCAACAUCAUGAGGGAAAAGAAUCCAGAUAUGGUUGCUGGAGAGAAAAGGAAAUUUGUCAUGAAACCUCCACAGGUCGUCCGAGUAGGAACCAAGAAAACUUCUUUUGUCAACUUUACAGAUAUCUGUAAACUAUUACAUCGUCAGCCCAAACAUCUCCUCGCAUUUUUAUUGGCUGAAUUGGGUACAAGUGGUUCUAUAGAUGGUAAUAACCAACUUGUAAUCAAAGGAAGAUUCCAACAGAAACAGAUAGAAAAUGUUUUGAGAAGAUAUAUCAAGGAAUAUGUCACCUGUCACACAUGCCGAUCACCUGACACAAUCCUGCAAAAGGACACCCGACUCUAUUUCUUACAGUGUGAAACUUGUCAUUCUCGAUGCUCUGUUGCCAGCAUCAAAACCGGCUUCCAGGCUGUCACGGGCAAGCGAGCACAGCUCCGUGCCAAAGCUAACUAAUUUGCUGAUCACCACUGAUUUGGCAAAGUGUGUUGUGGAAAUUUGGCUGGACAGGUUUACCAUCAGAGUGGAUAUACCAUUGUAUUAAAAAACAAGAUAGAAAAGCUGCCAAGCUCUUUGGUGUGUGGCUGGUUGGUCUGAAAUCCUUGCAAGAUGCCGAUGCUCAAGCUGUUGACAUAAUCAUUGCCCACAUUAACAACUGUCAGAGAAACAAGAUGGGGUAAGGUGGUGCUUUUUAAAAAUCGUUCACAGACUUCUGUAAAAUGCAAGAGAAAUUAAAGUUAUUAUAACAGUGAUUCUUUCAAUUUGGUUUGUCCUUCAGUUUUCUAAAAAAAUUGUGCUUAAUGAAUUCAGCAGAACAGUUUGGGCCUGGGAUCUGGUGAGGUUUCUGCAUCUUUAUCCUAAAAACUGGACACUGGCAGUGACUUCAGCUGGGCAGCCGUUUUCCUCUCAGCUUCUUCUGAGAUGCAUAAAGUAGACACAGCAUCCCACGAGAGGGUGGUUGGAGCAUGAGAUUUGGGAGGACAGCCUAUUUUUAGUGUCCAGGAAUGACUACAUAGAUAGGAAUUCAUUUCAUUAUGUGAGGAUUGUUGCUACUACCUCACUGCCAAGUUCUCUAGCUGUCACCAUGAGGGAAUACAAGGUGCUAGGUACCCUCCCUCCUUUGAAUUUUCUUAUUGGCCACCAAGAGAAUCUUAGAAAUGGCUGUGAAGUGUGUCUCAUAAGAGAUAUGGUGUGUGCAGUACAAAAAAAAACAGUCUAAACCAUGAUACUAGAGGAAGUUUUUCUUUUUCUUCCACAACUUGUGUUCCAGGUUUGAAAAGACCCACCACAAAUGCUUUUCUAUUUUCUGUAUUAAAGUAUCUUUUGAAAGAGGUGAUGCUGCCUGUGUGUGGUGCUUCUGGUGCCUCCAGUUCUGCCUUCUGAGGAUUUGGCUAAAAGGGUAUUUCUCCAUUGAGCAUGAGGGAAAGAUCAUCUUAUGUGUCUGCUGUGGUUGCCUUGCACGCACUUGCCAAGGAUGAGGGCAUAAUGUUGCUCCUACUUUCUUGGUGCAAGACUAAUCCUAAGCAGCUCAGAAGCAGCCAGUCACUUGGCCCUGAAUGUCUUGACCAUGGUUGUUUUUAAUCACUGUGACCCUUAAUUUUAAAGUACAAGCCAAGUGUUAUAAUAAAACACUUUGGCCAUAAAGUGUUGGAAGGAGCAGAGCAUUCCUUCAAACUGGCUGAGCUGUGGCCACUGCCCUGAUGAACUCAACUGCUGUUUAUAAUGCCAUCUUCCUUUUGUAUCUGCCCACACAAUUCCCAAUGUUGGAUGUUACUGAGUGAAUAAAGCAAGGAUCAGUGCCUCUUGUGUAA